This is a messenger RNA of Fusarium venenatum, 450 nucleotides long. Lineage: Eukaryota; Fungi; Ascomycota; Sordariomycetes; Hypocreales; Nectriaceae. The record is from RefSeq and is a predicted model, not a curated record.
AUGGUCAAGGGUUCUACAGGUAUGGUCCCUUUGACCUCUGCUCGUAAAACCCUCCCCUCCUCUUACAUGAGCGAGAAACCCCACGAUCUGCAACGCAUCGAGUUACAUCCGUUUCUGAGGUCGAUCAACGCAUAUCUAGGACCCGCAGCGGGCCGAUCUGAUACAAAGUCGCUGAGAACUUCCCCUGCCCUCCUGUUCGCUAUCCAUCACAGACUCCCUGUAAUCUAUCGCGAUCAAUCCUCCUCCAAGGCGCAGGCUUCAGUCGACACGGCUCGCACAGAUGCAACUGCAGAACCAACUGACACAGCCCAUCAGCUGAAUGUUUUGGGGUAUCAUGAUCUUGGGCAGUGCAGGAAGAUACAAGCGUCAGCAAUAUUUAUAACCGAACUGGGUAAUUCGGAGCAUGUAUGCAAGCUGAUGUUUGAAGAAAAGUUCGCCGAGUGUCUGUAA